This is a messenger RNA of Cheilinus undulatus (humphead wrasse), 1954 nucleotides long. RefSeq names its product serpin peptidase inhibitor, clade F (alpha-2 antiplasmin, pigment epithelium derived factor), member 2a (gene serpinf2a). The record is from RefSeq and is a predicted model, not a curated record. Gene Ontology annotation, molecular function: serine-type endopeptidase inhibitor activity. The transcript has 9 exons. Lineage: Eukaryota; Metazoa; Chordata; Actinopteri; Labriformes; Labridae. Bases 143 to 1600 code for a protein of 485 amino acids. Gene Ontology annotation, biological process: negative regulation of endopeptidase activity.
UGAACCCCUGUGAGUUUGAAGACUCUCUGAGUUUUCCUGCAGCAGCAACAAAGGAACUAAAUAUCAAACCAAGCCAACUGCUCCCACCGUCUCCAGCUCAACUUUUGGGUUGAAAUUGACGAAGCGUGUUCCUCUUACAUUCAUGCUGUUGGCCGGGUAUUUGGAGAUGAAGCUGUGUAUUCUACUUUUCUUUCUCUGUCUCUGCAGUCUGGGACUGACAGAAGACCCGAGCCCCGGAGCUCCUGAAGUCUCCGGUCCUGCAGAUGAAGAUGACAAAGAGAGAGAUGUUGAGGACUGCACAGGAGACUGGUUGUUUAGUCCUAAAGAACAAAGGGCCAUAGGGGGCGCCAUAGAGCGACUGGGUAUAGAGCUGCUGGGACACCUUCAUUUUGAUGAACAGCAGCCAAAUAUCGUCCUAUCACCUCCCAGCUUGGCCUUUGCCCUCGCCCAGCUCGCUCUAGGAGCCAGAAAUGAGACCCAGAAGCUGCUCCUGCAGAGCCUCCAUGCAGGAACUCUGCCGUGUUUCCAGCACAUCCUGGGAAGUCUUAUACCUCACUUCAGAAACACAUCGCUGGAGGUGGCGACACGCAUGUACCUGAGACCAGGAUUUGAUGUGAAGUUGACGUUUGUUGAGGAGUCUCUGGCCAGGUUCCAGUCACGGCCCGUCCCUCUGGUCGAUGUGCUGGAGGUCAACCAAUGGGUGGAGAACGCCACCAAUGGAAAAAUACAGAACUUCCUGGAAAGUAUUCCCCAUGAUGUGGUGCUGAUGCUGAUGAAUGCAGUCUACUUCAAAGGAGAAUGGAGGACAAGAUUUGACCCCCAAGCAACCUCAAAGGGAGUUUUCUACCUGGACAACCAGAACUCAGUGUCUGUGGACAUGAUGAAGUCUGCUCAGUACCCGCUCCGUCUGCUGGAGGAUCCAGAGCUUCAGGCUCAGGUCGCCAGUUUCCCAUUCAGAAGAAACACCAGCUUCCUCAUCGUCAUGCCCUUACCAGGUGGAAGAAAUGUGACAUCUGUGCUCCCACAGCUGAACAUUUCUGACCUCUUCAGACGUCUACCUCAGGAGAAAACCAUGCAGGUCAACCUUCCUAAGGUGAAGCUUCAGUACCGCACAGAGCUCCAGGAAGCACUGACCAGGAUGGGCCUCGGUUCGCUGUUUACGGGUCCAAACCUCUCUGGGAUUUCCGACCGCCCCCUGAGGGUGUCCAGCGUCCGCCACGCCAGUACCGUCGAACUCAGCGAGGAAGGUGUGGAGGCGGCCGCCACCACCGUCAUAACCUCCAUGCGCUCUGUCUCCAUCUUCUCCGUCAACUCCCCGUUCCUCUUCGCUCUGGUCGACGACGCCUCCUUGACCCCCCUCUUCAUGGGCAUCGUUACAAACCCCGCCCCCGACAACAACCCCAUGCCAAACGAUGAUCCCCACGCCGUUAACACCACCCUGAGCGACCUCUCUACCGCAGAAAACAGAAAAAGAGACACUGAUAACAUCAACAGGUCAUGCCGUAAAAAAGAGCCAGCAGAGGGCGGCGAUGUGCAGUCAUGUGGCGCCCCCCCUGGUGGCAGGGAGCAGAAUGGAAAUGGACAGGAGAAGAAGAAGUAACCUCAACGUGAGAUCUGUUUUAAUCAGUAAGCCGGUUCAGACCAAGGAGUCCUAACUUUGGACAGGCCGUCCUGCAACAUUCUGAGGCCUGUUAGUUCACACCGCUGCAGCUGGAGGAGACCAUGUGACUUUUCCAUUCUCUGCAGUCACUCUAAAGCCAUUUAGUUUUACCAGUGCGAUCAUGCUGACAUGCACAUGUAUGUAAACAGAAGCAGAGUUGACAUUUUACUGUUUUGUCCCCCUGAAUUUCUAUUUUUCUGAAUGUUUACCGUGAUUAUGUGCACCAUUAUGUUUCCUACAUGAUGCUGAUCCAUCUUGAUUCUCAAUAAUAAAGAUGCUUCAUGUUUCUUUUCA